UUUCGAGUACCUCCCACAGUGAGUAAGUGCGUAAUUGGAGGAGUACGAAGUAAAUUUACUGGGAGAAGAACGGGCCACAGACGCAUCAUCAUCGCCUGCACCUGCAAGACGCUUCUCCCCAAGCUCAAGCACCACUUGUGCUCGAGACCAACCCGCCAACCACCACCAGCUCAGCAUUUCCAGGGGUUCGCGCUUGUGCUGUGCUGUACCGUCUCGUACCUAGGUAGCUUCACUGCUUCACUGCAUAUGAAAAUUUCGAUGCUCCAACAAAUUGUGCUCACUGCAGUGUGCGCAGUAGUCGAAGAAGCAGUCAUCAGUCAGUGGGUCACGGCAUUCCGAAAGGACAGAGAGACAUUAUUGUUGAUUCAUUUUUCUUCCGACGACGGGCGGUCCUCCACUACCCGCAAAAGACGUUGGAACUUGGCUUGGAAGCAAUCAAAGCUCCACGCAUUCAGCCUCUAUCAAACACUAUCGAUAUCACUUUUCUCCAACCCAACCAACACUCACUUCACUCACCUCACCUCACCUCGCGGGACCAUGCCUACGCCGGCGGGCUCAACAUCUUCAAGGGCUGCUCCCGGCCGCCUUGCACGGGCUGCUGGCCUUAUCACAAAAUCUCAUCGCCAUCGACGGUAGAUGCGUCAAGCCUCCACCGGAAUGCUCCUCGCCCACCCAGCGCCAUCUGCAUGGUUUUUGGAGCGCAGCGAGGAGACAUGGAAGGUGAUGGAUGGCUUCAACGCUGGAGACUUGGCUGGCCCAUGG
Molecule: messenger RNA, 762 nt
Organism: Mollisia scopiformis
Lineage: Eukaryota; Fungi; Ascomycota; Leotiomycetes; Helotiales; Mollisiaceae
Exons: 2
Coding region: 247-636 (129 amino acids)
Source: RefSeq, a predicted model, not a curated record